AUGUCUACCUCAAACGGAUCAGUCCAAUCUGCACAUGACAUUACUCUCUAUCGGGCCAGCGCUCAUGCGCUCAGCUUCCGUCCCACGCCCUCACAUGCAAACCUCUCGCAUGCAGACCCAAUACCCUUCGAUGGCAACUUCCAGGUUGACCGCGAUGGAUUUCUAUCAUCCCCACACAGAGCCGGGGGCCCUAUUCUGUGCUCUCUUUUGGCGAGACCCGCAGAGCUCAGCCCGGAAUUUGAGAGUGAAACUCGAUUCCGUUCUCGACAUUCAAAGAUGCUCAGGGCCAUUUCCAAUAUCCUCCGCGACCGUGGUAUUGAGUAUUUAUCUUUGUCACUCGGAGGUCGUCGCUCGAUUGUCGACCCGGAAGAAGAAGCUCUACCGACAUGUUUGAUCAUUACGAAGCAGAAUCCAAGGGGUGCCACCGGUCUAGCAAAGUACAUUCACCAAAUCCUUCGCCGGCUUUUUCAGCUAAAAGUCAACGUCGACAUCAUUGAGAGCUUCACGCUAAAACCUCUACGAUGCAUCCCGGUUCACUCAUCAGAAGCGAUUUAUAGACUCUGGGACUCCAUCGCCUCUGAUAUCAUUCGCACACUGCAUUGCAAUGACUGGGCCGGAAUUGGAUGCUGGCGAUAUGGCAUGAGUGAGACGCCACAGGGAAACCCAAUAACUGUGAUCGUGCGUGUGCGAAAGGAAUCGAAUCGAAAUUGGUCCGCUGCUGGAACAGAAAUUCAAAAUCUUCUCGGGUCCCGCGGCAUACGAAAUACCAACGUCCUGUUCGAGAGAAACAGUGUCAUCUGGUGCUUCAACCCACCUCUGCUCGAAGUCGAUGCUAUCACACAAGCGGUCUACCCCGGUGUCAGUCUGGGAAUUCACUCUAGCAUGGCUGGCAGCUCCACACUCGGGGGCCUGGUUGAGCUUCACUGGCGAGGUAAACCCUCGAGGAUCUUUGCGCUUACCGCAUUUCACUGUGUCUAUCCGCCACAUGGUCGUCGUCAAGGGCCCCUUGCCACUGGUCGGGCCCAGGAAGUCUUCAAACGUUGGGAGACUAGCCCUCUACGGCCGCAAGAACGAACGCAGGUCCAGGGGCUUCUAGAAAUCGACCACCCUUCCCUUGAAGAUCUCAAGAAUACUCUCGAAGACCUCGAUCUGUAUAUUCAGCGCACUGAGACCCGAAGAUUCCGAGACAUAGCGCAGGCCAUUAGGAGCCAGGAAGCAGAUCCAAACAUGUGCUUCGUGGACCCAAGGGACCGAAAUUGGUACAAUACCCAGCGGCAAGCUUCAGAGACUCUGAGGCGACAGCGUGACAAGGUGCGAAGUUUCAUUGAAAGGGAGACCUACACUCUUGGCCCAGUGUUUGCUGGAAGUGAAUUAUGGCGAUCUCAGAAUCAUACUUAUCGGCCUUUCAUACUUGACUGGGCUUUGAUAGAAAUUCCUGAGGAAAGACGUGGGACCAACACACCUUACCGCUAUCGCCAUACAAGGCCGUUGCUGAGCUUCGAUUCCACAACGCAUCCAGAGCAUGAUAAUGAGUACUCUAAAGUCGGACGCUCCACAGGCUACACCAGCGGGAAGUACUCAGGUUUAAGGGAGGUACACCUCCACAAAGUCGACGACCAGUUCAUAGAGACGUGGGAGCAUACAGUAUCCUCAGGAUUCUCGGAUCAACCGUUUGCACAGCCUGGAGAUUCUGGGUCCUUUGUUUUUGAUCCCGCGUCACGCGAAGUAGUUGGCCUCUUCCUCGGAGGACGGCCCAACGGCACUGGAAUUUUCACCCCCCUCGAAGCAGUGUUCAGUGACAUCAAGGAUAUUACGGGAGCGAGUCAUGUUCAGGUAGCCUGA
Molecule: messenger RNA, 1842 nt
Organism: Penicillium oxalicum
Lineage: Eukaryota; Fungi; Ascomycota; Eurotiomycetes; Eurotiales; Aspergillaceae
Exons: 3
Coding region: 1-1842 (613 amino acids)
Source: RefSeq, a predicted model, not a curated record